This is a messenger RNA of Peniophora sp. CBMAI 1063, 351 nucleotides long. The record is from the annotation of a GenBank genome assembly. Lineage: Eukaryota; Fungi; Basidiomycota; Agaricomycetes; Russulales; Peniophoraceae.
AUGGAGUCGCGUGCGUUAUUCGCACGACACCGGGGUUUCGAUCUUAGGGUAUUGGGACCACCGAGCAGAGUCCUCCUUAGUCUGAUGCAAUUACCCGGACGCGCACUGAAAGAGAUACCCUCAUCCUGCGGCGAGAAACUCGCCCUGUCGGAACCAAAGAUCGAGCUCGAUCUGCCUGAAGUGUCCGAGAUAGAGGGCGCCGACGCAUCUCGCUGGUGCGAUCCCGUCUCGGACUUGUGGAGGGAGGGCAUUUAUGAUGCUCGGCUCCGCGACUGGGAGCGCGGGAUGGAUGCGACCAACACCCCAGAUACUUGUGAAGACGAGUCUGUCGGGCCGGAAUGGGAGAGAUGA